Menidia menidia (Atlantic silverside) is the source of this 1677-nucleotide messenger RNA. The record is from the annotation of a GenBank genome assembly. NCBI's taxonomy places the organism in Eukaryota, Metazoa, Chordata, Actinopteri, Atheriniformes, Atherinopsidae.
AUGCGUCACUACGUACCGGAAACUACGUCAGAUCACGGCCGUUGCCGUCGGAAGCGCUCUGAACAUGAGCGAUGUUAUGUGUUUUCCGCGGUUCCCAGAUUAUUGAAGGCCGCCACGAUGAGCAGCGUCUGUAGAGAAAUCAUCACGCUGCAGCUUGGACAUUAUUCCAACUUCGUGGGGACCCACUGGUGGAAUUUACAGGAUGCGUCCCUGUCCUACGACCCGGACUCUCCUCCGGCGGAGAUCCAGAGCGACGCGGUGUUCCGCGAGGGCCAGACCCCGGCCGGUCACGUGACCUACACGCCGCGGCUCAUCGCCAUGGACCUCAAAGGUAGUCACGUGGUUCGGGUGUGCGCGUGGAUUUGGCUUCUGAGCGCGCUCUCUGUGCAGGGAGCCUGCGGACGCUGCGCCAGGAGGGAAGUCUGUACGGCCACGGCCAAGGAGGAGCCCCCACAUGGUGAGCCCCCCCCCCUAGGGCCCCGAGACCUGCAUGACUCCAGAGACCAGGAGGACUGUGGUCGGGUUUGGAGACCUGCUGGACUCCAGAGACCUGCUGGACUCCGGUCCAGUCCAGAUACCUGCAGGACUUUGGAGACCAGCAGGAUUUCGGAGACCCGCUGGAGUCUGUCCAGAGAUCAGCAGGACUCCAGAGACCAGCAGGACUUUGGAGACCAGCUGGACUUCAGAGAACCGCAGGACUCUGGUCCGGACUCUGAUCUGCUCCAGAGACCAGGAGGACUCUGGUCCGGUCAGUCUGACCCGGUCCGUUUCAGGUCGGGGAGCCUCAUGAUGCACCAGGAGAGCCCUCCAGAGAAGAACCUCUUCCUGGAGGACCUGGACCGGCUGGAUAACGGGGAGAUCCUGGCAGAACCGGCCCUCCCCGACCCGGCAAGGAACCCUUCCCCGAAGCGGUUCUGCAGUGACCCGCUGGACCCGGACCUGGUGGACCCGGUUGGCGCCCGCCUGGCCCGGGUCCAGAGGGGGUACCAGCUGGAGUCCAGCGUCAGGGUCUGGUCCGACUUCCUGCGGAUCCACCUGCACCCCCGCAGCAUCGCCGUCAUCCACCAGUACAACCACGACGGGGAGGCGGACCGGCUGGAGGCCUUUGGGCAGGGCGAGGCCGUCCUGCAGGGGGCGCUGCUGGAGGAGCUGGAGGACCGCCUGCACUUCUUUGUGGAGGAGUGUGACUACCUGCAGGUAGGUCUGCCGGGCCCAAACCACCCGGUACCGCCCGACCCGGUAGGGCCCAAACGACCCGAUAAGGCCCAAUCCAAACUGACCUGGUACGGCCUGACCCAGCUGUGCUCUCUCCUCCAGGGGUUCCAGGUUCUGGUGGACCUGUCUGACGGUUUCUCGGGUCUGGGCUCCAGACUCACCGAGCUGCUGCAGGACUCCUACGGGGGGCGGGGCCUCCUGACCUGGGGGCUGGUGCCGGCCGGCCGCCCCCCCGCGAACCCGCUGAUGGCGGCGUACGGCCUGCUGAACGGCGCCCUGGGCGCGCUGCACAUGUCCGGCCACAGCACCAUGUUCUGCCCGCUCACGCUGGGGGGCGGGCUGGGCCGGACCGGGUCGAGGCGGGCCGGGUCGGGCCGGACCGGCCCGGACUUCCCUCUGCUCCGCUACGAUGUGAGUAUCCUGCUGCUCUGCCACCCGUCCAGAACCCCCCAAGAGAUCUAG